CCUAGACGCCUCUUCCCCGCGCGUGCCUCUCUCCCCAUGGAUUCCUUUCAGACCGAACAGAUGCUGAGCUUACCCGCCGAGGUCAGCAGCAGCAACUUAGAGCUGGCGGAACCGGAGGAGCGGGCAGCAUCAGCGGCCCGCGUAGACAGCGGUCCCAACCCGGAGCCGGCUACCGAGGGCCCCGCAUCUCUCCCGACGCGGGAGCCAGAGCCAGAGCCGUCUCCAAGGACCUCGACGCCGGAGUGCAAAGUCCUGCUCAAGCAGGCCGACGCCUUGGCGUCCGUGGGACGCCUCCGGGAAGCCCUCGAGGUGUACAGACAGCUUUCGGAGCGGCAGCAGCUGGUGGCCGAGCAGCUGGAACAGCUGGUGCGCUGCCUGGCUGAGAACGUCCGGCAAGAUGAGGUGCUGGCGCCGGCGCCGGCACCCUCGGAACCGAGCAGCGCGGUGGCAGUGGAAGAGGCAGGGGCGGCAGCGGCUGCGGCCACCGAAGUGUGGGACGGCUUCAAGUGCCGGAAGUGUCACGGAUUUCUUUCGGACCCCGUGUCCUUGUCGUGCGGCCACACCUUUUGUAAACUCUGCCUGGAACGUGGGCGGGCAGCCGACCGGCGCUGUGCGCUGUGCGGGGUCAAGCUCUCCGCGUUGAUGGUGGCCACUGGGCGGGCGCGCGGGGCCAGGCGGGCCGGGCAGCAGGCACCGCCGCCCCUGCGGGUCAACGUCGUGCUCAGCGGCCUGCUCGGCAAGUUGUUCCCGGGCCCGGCGCGGGCGUCGCAACUCCGGCACGAGGGCAACCGGCUGUACCGCGAGCGCCAGGUGGAGGCGGCGCUGCUCAAGUACAAUGAGGCAGUUAGGCUAGCUCCAAACGACCACUUGCUUUAUAGCAAUCGAUCUCAAAUUUAUUUCACCUUGGAGUCUCAUGAAGAUGCAUUGCAUGAUGCAGAAAUAGCAUGUAAACUCCGCCCAAUGGGUUUUAAGGCACACUUCAGAAAAGCGCAAGCCUUGGCUACUCUAGGCAAAGUGGAGGAAGCUCUAAGGGAGUUUCUCUAUUGUGUGUCCCUGGAUGGCAAGAACAAAAGAGCAAGAUUGGAAGCUCAAAGGGAAUAUCCCGAGCUCCCGCAUUGCUCUAGUAGGGAAGAAGCAGCAGCCUGGGGAGAUGGCAGCAGCCUGAUGAAGCCAGCUAAAUUAAGGGCAGACAGUCAACAAGGCGACAUGCAAGGUGAGGAAGAAAAAGGGAAGGAGGAGCAGGAUGCUGCCUCCCCAGAAGCUGCCUCCGUCAAGACUGGCAAAUGCCAGGAAAAGAAAAGGAAACAUUGCCAAAUUGAACCCCAAGAAGACACGGAGGUGCCUAAUAAAGCCUCCAAGCAAGAUCCUCCUGAUCAGGGGCCCAAACCUGCUUUCAAUAUUCCGCUUGCAUCUUUUGACGCAUCUGACCUUGAAUGCUCCCUGUGUAUGAGAUUAUUCUAUGAGCCAGUCACAACACCUUGUGGGCAUACUUUUUGCUUAAAAUGCCUUGAAAGAUGCCUAGAUCACAAUGCCAAGUGUCCGUUGUGCAAAGAUGGCCUUGCACAGUGCUUGGCAUCAAGAAAAUACAGCAAAAAUGUAAUAAUGGAAGAGCUUAUAGCUAAAUUCCUUCCAGAAGAACUCAAGGAACGAAGGAGGCUUUAUGAAGAAGAAAUGGAAGAACUUUCCAACUUAAAUAAGAACGUGCCUAUUUUCGUGUGUACCAUGGCCUAUCCCACUGUUCCUUGUCCCCUGCACAUCUUUGAGCCUUGUUACCGCCUGAUGAUUCGUAGAUGCAUUGAGACAGGCACGAGACAGUUUGGCAUGUGCCUUGGAGAUCCUGUUAAAGGGUUUGCAGAAUAUGGCUGCAUCCUAGAGAUCAGAAAUGUUCAGUUCUUUGCUGAUGGACGUUCAGUGGUCGACAGCAUAGGCAAGAGACGCUUCAAGGUGCUGCAUCAGGGCCAGCGGGAUGGCUACAACACAGCUGACAUCGAAUACAUUGAAGACCAAAAGGUUCAGGGAGAAGAUUGUGCUGAGCUCCUAGGAUUACAUAACUGUGUGUAUGAGCAAGCGUCAUCAUGGUUUCAUUCGCUCAAAUCAUCUCUAAAGAAUCGGAUACUCAGUCACUUUGGCCCAAUGCCAGAGAAAGAUGCUGAUCCUCAGAUUAACCCGAAUGGUCCAGCCUGGUGCUGGUGGACAUUAGCGGUUCUUCCCUUGGAAAGCCGAGCUCAGCUCCCAUUCCUAGCAAUGAGGUCCUUAAAGGAUAGACUGAACGGUAUUCGGCGAGUCCUGGCCUUUAUAUCCCGAAACCAAAACUAGUGAGAGUGGAUGGCGAAGAGGAGCUCCCACCCUCCCCACUGCCCUGGGGGUGGGGUGCUUCUUGUAAAUAUGUCUAACCGCAAUAACAUCUUAACAGAAGGAGGUAUCAAACAGAGGCAUUAACCUGCUUUUGAUCUCAGAACAAAAUGAAGUCGAAAGACCGAAAGAAUGUGACCCGUUUAAAACUUUCUGUCCUAAGAUGCUUCUUGACAAUGCUGCACAAUCAUAUAAACAGCAGAGAUGUUUAAGAGCCCAGAAAAAAAUCGAUUUUAACAUAAAAUCUUCAGAAAAUUUAAAGUGAUUUUUGCUUUAAUUUCAUUUUUUCCUAGAUGAUUGUGUUUGAAAUGUGAAGCAAAGAUACUAAUAAUGUUGCUGCAUGAUGUCACUGACUUGAGGUCUCAUUCCAAAUGGUUCAGGUUUUAUAGAGCAUUGUGUAAAAUAAUGUCCAUACUUCUUUCUGUUUUAAUAAUUUAUUUUUUGCACUACUGUACCCUUUUUUCUACAUGUAUGUCUGUAACUAUUUAAGUGUACAUUACUGAAAAGUCAGUUGCUUAAUUUAUUCAUGUGGUUUACCAGGAGUCCUAGGGGGAAGUAACAAUAUUAGAAAUGUGCAAUUUCUUGCUUUAGUUAUUUUUUACUAUGUUGAUCCACUUCUGUAUCUAUCCAAUUGGAUAUUGACAUUAAGUUUGGAGUGAUGCCAAGAUCAUCUCCCUUCACAUAUUCUACUUUUUUGUUUCAAUUUGCAUUAAACGAAACAAAAUACUUAAGAGAUUUGUCAUAGAUGAUGGCACAUGCCAAGGUAAAGUAAAAUAAUCCACUUUCUGCAUGUAAUACAGAACAGGGCUGAAAGAACUAUUUUUCUAGAAUGAAGAUAUGAAUCAGAGUAGUGUCCUUUAUUAGGAUGUCUUAUGGGCAUUGUAUUUCAGCAAUAUAAUUAGACCUGUCUCUCGUUUCUUCUCACUGCAGUUAGGAAUGUGAUUUUAGGUGCAAUAGUAUUUAAUCCUGAGAAGGAAUGGCUUCCAACUUGGCAUAUCAUAGCCAUGUCUCCCCCCACCCCCAUCCCCGCCUACACAUACACACACACACACACAAACCUCUAUACCCGGUUCUGACCAAGAGCUGGACUAGCAUGUGUGAAAACAUUUGAUGAAGGAUUAUUUGUUAUCAAAAGUAUGAAGAAGCCAGAUAGGUUAUAACUCAAACUCUUUUUAAGGGAACCAAACAAUUCAUCCAUAAUCUUAUCUAAACGUUGUUUUUUCUCCUAAUUGCAAUGGACCAAAUAUCUGAAUAUUGCAGGAGAAUAUUUGUAACUUGCUUGGCGCUACUUUGGUUCCUUGAGUGUCAGGAGAACUUGAAAGUACCCUGGGUAUGGGAGUGUUAUAACAGAGUUGAAAGACUAGGGCAGGGAAGUAGUGAAUUGUACCAUUUUUACCUGCCUGCAAAUUAUCCCCCCACGUGGUUUCGGACACCUACAGUGUUACUUGCUCACAGCCCAUACAUUCUGUUAAGGUGAGAGGGUAAUGUUUCUGGCAGUCUGAUUUCCAUCACUACCUGUGGCCAAAAGCAGACAAAGGAGAGUGAGAUGAGCCAGACUGAGCAGGUGAAGCAUGGAAGUAAAUGGAGGUAUAGGCCUAGUUGCUGUGCGAGCAAACUCCAGAAGACUCUGGGAGCAGGAAAUUAAAGGCUCCCCCUCCCACCUGGUGGCUGACCGUGUGGUCAUAGCACGGCACUGUAUGGUAGUGUCCUUAUUGUCUUAAAUGCAACAAAGAAAAGGAUCGGAAGCUUCUCCACUUGCUAGGUGUGUUACUUUGGGGAAAUGAUUUCACUUUUCCUGAGCCCCAGUUUCUUCAUCUAGAAAACAGUAGUGAUAAAUGCUGUCUGUAGAAUUGUUAGGCACCUCACAUGGGAUAUGUGCGAAUCACUUAGCACAGUGUCUUGCACAUAGGAGACAUUCAAUAGAUAACAGUUGUUACAAGAGUAUAGUUUAAGAACAUCACAACUGCCUUUACACACAGAACCCUCUUGCAAUCGCUUUAAACUUGCUCAGCAGAGUCCAUACCAAUGAUUUUUUUAGAUCGUAGCUUGAUGAUUUACAGGUAAAUCCAUUUGGGGUUAAGUCUGUUUGGGAAGGUGAAAAUAGUGGAGAAAAAAAUCAGGGUCAGAGGUUGGGGCUUAUCCUAUGCCAACAACCUUUUCCUCAUUUCAGUAAAGGCUAAAAAGUAGUGUUGCUGUGAGGUCUAGAAUUUCUGAUAGAAUGGAAGCCUUAAGUUCUAGUUCCAUUCACAUAACUAACCCAGCAGUCCCUGUUCAUCCAAAUGUAUGGAUAAUCUUGCCCGUACCUGGGUGGUUGGACUUUAUAAUCUGUGACUUUAAUGUUUAGUUCAUGGAACAGAUUCAACAAAAAUGUAUUGAGAAACUACCAUGUGCAAGGUACUGAAUCAUGCAACCGCACAUAGCUGAGUUAAUUUAUGUAUUUCUCAUAUCCACCUUGUGACAGCAGUUAUUAGCCCCAUAUUGUGGCUGAGAAAACUUGAGGCUCUGCAAUGUUGGCUACUUCACCCAAGUAACAGAGCCAGCCAGUAAAUGGCCAAGCUUAAUUUUGAACCUAUUUUUUAAAAUUUUAAAUAGUUUGUGUUACAUACAUUUUGUUAAACAGGCUUGGCAAUCAAAUCCCAAAAGCACCUCAGAAGGUCACAAAGGGAAGUCAUGGCUUAAGUAAAGUUAAUUUACUCAGCAUAUCUCUUAUUUCCUCUAAGUGUGAUUUCUUAAUAAAAUCCCACAACACAGAAAGCCCCCCUUGAUCAGUGAGGGCUCAUCUCCAGUAGAUGUAGAUCUUGAUUAGACAGGAUUGCACUUACUCUCAGUAGCCUAGAUACAUAUGUGGGUUGUUUUACCUCAAGCUUUUGUUUCAGUCGUGAUGGGAGGCUAAGCCUUGACUUUUUUUUGGAUGUAACUGAAUGGGGUAAUCCAUUGGACUUGACCAGUUUUGUAAAUUGGUUUUACUGAACAUCUAGGGAAUAAAGAGUAUACAAGAGAUAGGACAUAAAGGUUAAUGUAGGCCUGGGCAAGGCUUCCCCCGUGCUAGAUAGUGCCACUUAUUGGGUUACUUGUUUUCUGUUUAUCACCACUGACCCCAGUCUUUCUCUAAUAAGUUAUUUUCUAUCUAUGUGUGUAAGAGUGUGUGUGUGCACACAUGUGUGUACAUGCACACACAUCAUGCAUAUCUUAGGUAGCAAGCAGAUACCAUGCCUUUCUGCUUUGUACUGUACUACUACUGCUAGCUAAUAACCAGCAAAAUGUAGAAAAUGAAGUUCAACACAAACAACUGUUUAUAGACAACUUGGAGGAAAAAGUGCCUGCCCCUGGCUUAGUGGGGCAGAGAAUUGCUUAUUUCAUCAAUUUGCCUUUUCUGAAGGCCAACUGCUUCUAGUGCAGGGCUGCCUCAGCAGCAAGGGGCGAGUCAAGGCAUUGCCCAUGUGGUGCUCUGCCUGUGGAGCUGGCCUGGCUCAGAUAAUCCCCUGUGACUGGCCAGUGGGGCAGUGGAGCUCCUGAGGCUGGUUCACAGCGCCCGGAGGUCUCUCCCUGUUAAUAAAUUGUGUACUGUUGGUGGACUGUAACCCACUGGGGACUGUGCUCUCCACACCUACUCCAUUGCCAACAUGGGAAUUUGAUUUGGUACUCAUUCUGCAAGUUCCCACCAUACUGACUUUGCAGCUGUUUCUGCUCAUCAAGGCAGGCCCGUAGCAGAGGUGUGUGGCAAAGGUACAAAUGGAAGGCAGCUCAGACUAUAGAAAAGGGCAGGUUUUCAGCCCUUUCUUGGGCCUGAGGACCAAGGUUUUGAUUUAUGAUCGAAGACAUUUUUGAAAAGCAGCCAGCUGCCUAGGCUUCCAUGUGCACCACUUCCUGCGUGCAGAGAGAAGGAAGGAAAAGGAGCCAUGUAAAAUGGAUGCAUUCAAUUCAUCUUGCCAUGAUAGCUCCCACCUAACUCAUUCAACUGUUUAAUAAUAUAGGGUAUGCACAUCCAGAGGCGAAAUGAAGAAAUUUUCACUUACAAGUGGGUAUUUAAAACACGCUAAGUUAACCUCCAGAGAGAAGUGCCUGUAAUCUCUGUUCCUGUUGUCACUUUAAAGCUUUUGCUUCUUGACUCUGUAGCUGUUUCAGAUUUUUUUUUUUUGCAGCAAACGUGAUUAACAGACGUUUACAAAGCAACACUGUAUUUUAUGCAUCAUUUUAAAUGUUGAGUAACAUCUAUUGUUAAAGCAACAACAAUCAACAACUUUGAAAUAAAAGCAAACAGGUUAAUAUGGCACGAUCAGCUUAUCUUAGAUCAACUAGCUCCAUCAUUUUAUGCAGUUCUUAGUAGUGUCACGAUUACAAUAUCAAUCGAGCCACUGAACCAGUGGCAAAUGUGUAUGUGUAUUUGUUAUUUUUUUUCAUUUGUUUGUUAAGCAGCCAUUUUAUUCUUGCACUGUAAUGAACUGAAGGGAAAUUAAAAUAAUGCUUUCCCCCCAUAUUGCUAUUCAACUACCUCUAUAAGCUUGAUUUCUUUUUAGAGUUUCCCUUCCUCUAAAUCUGUACAAAAACCAUUUCAGCACAUCUAUGUUGUAAUAACAAUGUGAUAAUAGACAAUC
Lepus europaeus (European hare) is the source of this 6947-nucleotide messenger RNA. It is a transcript of the gene LONRF3, whose product is annotated as LON peptidase N-terminal domain and ring finger 3. The coding region runs from base 37 to 2316 and encodes 759 amino acids. The transcript is spliced from 11 exons. Gene Ontology annotation, molecular function: metal ion binding; protein binding. The record is from RefSeq and is a predicted model, not a curated record. Lineage: Eukaryota; Metazoa; Chordata; Mammalia; Lagomorpha; Leporidae.